AUGAUUGAACAGCUGCUGUUAGUCUUCCUCGUGCUUGCGAUACUUGGACUUCUUGGUCUAAGUACGAUUUGUUUGCUCCGGUCGUUUAAAAUGGCACCUCGAAGUGAAAAUGAAAACUAUUAUCAAGAUCCGAAGAGUAAAUCUCGAAAGAAAUUUCCAUCACUGAAUGAUCCACCUUCAAAGUACCUCUCCGUGAUCAUUCCAGCUUACAAAGAAGUCGACCGCUUGCCAAGCAUGAUCAAAGACACAAUGAGUUAUUUGGAAAACCGUCAGGCGAAAGAUUCCUCAUUCACCUAUGAACUAAUCAUUGUUGACGAUGGUAGUCCUGAUAAAACUAGCGAGGUGGCUCUUCAAUACAGUGUUCAAUACGGAACAGAUAUCGUUCGAGUAUUAACUCUCGAUGCUAAUCGAGGUAAAGGUGGUGCUGUUCGAAUGGGUGUUCUAAGCGCUCGAGGUCAAUGGAUUUUGUUUGCUGAUGCCGAUGGUGCAACACAAUUCAGUGACUUUUCUAAAGUUGAAAAACGAGCUCUCGAUAGAAUGAAAGAUAACAAUGUUGUUGUCUGUGGUUCGAGACGACAUUUGGAAAAGGAAUCUGUUGCUCAAAGAUCAGCGUUCCGUACAUUACUUAUGUAUGUGUUCCAUUUUGAAGUUUGGUUAUUCGCCGUGAAGUCUAUCCGUGAUACUCAGUGUGGUUUCAAGUUGUUUUCUCGUGAAAGUUCGCGUCGAAUUUUUUCUCAAAUGCAUGUCGAACGAUGGUCAUUUGAUGUGGAACUCUUAUACAUUGCCGAACAUUUGAACAUUCCAAUUGUUGAAGUCGAUGUGAACUGGCAGGAAAUACCCGGCUCCAAACUCGAUCCAUUUACUGCUUCGUUUCAAAUGGGUAUUGAUAUUUUAGCUAUCUGGUUACGAUAUGUCUUACAAAUUUGGACAAUUCAACGUAAAAUUGAAUGA
This is a messenger RNA of Adineta ricciae, 951 nucleotides long. The record is from the annotation of a GenBank genome assembly. NCBI's taxonomy places the organism in Eukaryota, Metazoa, Rotifera, Eurotatoria, Adinetida, Adinetidae.